Molecule: messenger RNA, 1887 nt
Organism: Thlaspi arvense
Lineage: Eukaryota; Viridiplantae; Streptophyta; Magnoliopsida; Brassicales; Brassicaceae
Source: the annotation of a GenBank genome assembly
CUAAAAUCCAGAAAUCCCAAAAAAUAGAAAUCAAACAAAUCGCUAGAGGUCAUGGCUUCUGGCAAAGAUUUCGAAUAGAGUGGACUUUCCGACUAACGAAGCCGUCGCCAGGAGUUUGAUGGCCAGAUCUGCCGCAAUCCCCUUCCGCCAUCUCUUUUCGCCUUCGUCGAUGUGGAGGAUAUUGCGUCUUUUGACAAAAUUAGGGUUUCGCGUUAAGACAAGGAGAGAAAGCCGUCCCUUACAAACGCAGACACCUUCUCUGUCGCCUCCCAGAUGAAGCUCAUCGCAAUCAUCGCCGCGAGAUCUCCAAGUAUCUCUUUAAAGAGGGAGUUCUCUUCGCGAAGAAGGAUUUCAAUUUCACGCAACAUCCUUUGGUUGAGGGUGCUACUUGGAGAUGUUGGAGUUGGAAAAUCAAGUCUUCUGCUUCGGUUUGUCAAAGAUCAGUUUGUUGAAUUCCAGGAAUCAACGAUAGGUGCAGCUUUUUUCUCUCAAACAUUGGCUGUGAAUGAUGCAACUGUGAAGUUUGAGAUAUGGGAUACAGCUGGUCAGGAGCGUUACCAUAGCCUGGCACCAAUGUACUACAGAGGUGCAGCUGCUGCGAUUAUUGUCUUUGACAUUACAAAUCAAUGUCACAGGCGUCAUUUGAGAGGGCGAAGAAAUGGGUUCAGGAACUGCAGGCACAAGGAUAUUGUCAUGUAUGUGAAUUCUCCGGGUGUAUCAGUUGGUGGAUCAGUUACAGCUGGUAAUAACACAUUCCCAGCUAACUUUGAUCAGCAUAUCCGGCCUGAUGUGUCCACUGUUUGUCUCGGUUUAGUGCUGGAACCAAAGGCAAAUGAAAUGCUGCAUCACAAGGCAAACCUAAAUGGUUCCCUCGCAUACCACACGGGUCAAAGUUUGGGGAAGAUAAAGCAGGACACAGACCGUGAUUUCUUCAUGAGUGCUAAAGAAGCGAAAGAAUAUGGACUUCUUGACGGUGUCAUCAUGAACCCUCUUACAGCUCUCCAGCCACUUGCAGCAGCUUGAUCUCCUGAAGGAAAAAGAGAUCAUAUGCCAAGCCAGAAUAAUUGAUAUUUCGGAAAGAAAUGGGUGGAACUAUUUGUCUUGUGCCAAAUGUUCGAAGAAGUUAAGUAGGACUGAAGCAUCCCUGCAAUGCAAUAUCUGCAAUGAAGCAGAUACCAUUGGAAUUCUGAGUACAAUGUGGAGUUGCAAGAACCAAGUUUGUCUUGUUUGACAAAGAUGUUCGCAAGCUUACGAACACUACUGCCGAAGAGAUUACUGCACAGUUUAAUUUUCAGAAGCCAGAGAAAAAGGAAGACAUCCAGUCUCCUGACUUGAUUCCAAAGUGUCUUCGUCGGUUGAUUGGCAAAAAUAUGGACUUUCAAGUGAAGAUAACAAAUUACAACUUCAGGACUUUUUUCCAAACAUUCACAGCUACAAGAGUUGUGAAUGAAAAGCCAGAAGUAACUUCUACGAAUAAAAUCCAAGCCAUAAAGUGGAACCAGCGAAGAAGAAGAAAAUGUCUUUGACGAAAAGCUAAACAUGGUUGCGAUAAAAAAGAAGAUGGCAAGGAAUUUCUGGACUUUGAAGAUGGAGUUGGACAUCGUGAUAAAAAAAAAGCCAACUAUGUAAUAAUUGGCUAAAGCAGUAAAGAGCAGAUGUUUUCUUUCGUGGUUUUCAUAACACAAUUCUUCUUUCUUGGCUUUUAGAACACAUGUUUUGUUUUCUACCUCAUAGCACAUCUCUUUAUUUAACAAUUUCACAGAUAAUAUGCACAUUUAUAUCUCUUUUAUUACUAAGUUCAGCUUGACAUCGUUACAUUUUAUUUGAAAUGUUUGAGUGUUAAUUAAUCAGAAAGCAUGUAAUCAAAUAAUCUAUGUAUCUUUAAAU